Messenger RNA from Halichondria panicea, 2576 nucleotides. Its product is annotated as sodium channel and clathrin linker 1-like. The coding region runs from base 54 to 2495 and encodes 813 amino acids. Gene Ontology annotation, cellular component: centrosome; centriole. Gene Ontology annotation, biological process: cilium assembly; clustering of voltage-gated sodium channels; centrosome cycle. NCBI's taxonomy places the organism in Eukaryota, Metazoa, Porifera, Demospongiae, Suberitida, Halichondriidae. The transcript is spliced from 13 exons. The record is from RefSeq and is a predicted model, not a curated record.
ACUGAAUUAAUAAUUAAUGGGCGUAGCUUGUAAUACAAGCUGCAAAAGCAAUCAUGGAAAUAGAAAGUGUGGACUUCUUGAAGGAUCAAGUCCAGAGAUUGACUGCUGUUUUGAGUCGGUAUCAAAAGAAGUACCUCCCCUUGUCACCAGAUGAAGAAGCUGAUUCCACUUAUUCAUCAGAGACCCCCCAUGCUGCCUGGCUCACCAACAAGCAGUUCCUCUCCCCCCUCCUGGUGGAGUAUGACCACACAAUAUCCGAGCUGAAUGGGCAGGUGGCCUCCUAUCAGACUGAGUUAACCACGCUCGUUGCAAGGGUCCAGGAGAUCACUGAUGAGAAUACAAAGUUGCAUUCUGAUCUCCGUAAGAGCUUAAAGAGUCGGUUGAAGUCCCCAACUCGUGUGAGUGGUGGAAGUGUGCAGGUGGAAGCAGUACAGGAGCAGAUGGACAUUCUCUCCAGAGAGAGAGACAGCCAUGUUGAUCUAUGGAGGCAGACAACAAGAGAGUUGGAAAUACUGCAGAGAAGUGAUAGGGAGAAGACUGAAUCUCUUCACAAGUAUAAGACAGAGCUGGUGAAUACUCAACAAGCUGCGAUACUUGCUCAACAAACUAUCGACAAGCUGAAUGCUACUUGUGAGAAACUGGACCAGGAGAGAGGACAGUGUUUAAGCAGAGCACGUGCACAAGAGAGGGAGCUGAACAGUGUUCAAGAGGAGGUCACUCAAGCCAGAGCUGAAGCUAAAGCUGCUAACAUCAAAAAUACUGACCUAAAACGGUCUCUGGACGAGAUCACAUUGCAGCUGCGGAGAAGGGAAUCUGAGAGGAAGAAGAUUGAUGAUCGCGAGCACUCGCUGGAUGACAGGAUACACCACCUCCAGUUGCACACUACCGAUGUCGAAGCAAAGCUACUGGUGGCUCAGAGAGAAGCUGCUCUCUUGAAGGGUGAAAAAAGUGAUUUGGAUGAAGCGAUAAAUACAGCACAAGCUAAAUUGUCAGUGUUGGAGAAGCGUGAGUUUGAGGCCGUGCUUCAUGUGAAGGAGAGUAUGCAGAUAGCAGAGGAUGCACUCAUGGAGAAGGAGCAAGCUGUCGUUCGUGAGCAGCAAUCUGUUCGAGAGAUCGGACGACUCAAGAAAGCAUUGACCACCGUUCUUCAAGAGGCUGGAGAGAGAACUAGGAAAGAGGUUGAUGGUGUUAGGGAAGAGUGCAAUGCAAGCAUUGAUAAGAUGGCGGAUGAAAUCCAAAAACUGGAACAGGAGAGUGGUCAGAGACAGGCCCAGUGUGAGAGGGCUUUGAGAGACAAGAAAGCCGUAGAGAAAGAGUUGGAGAAACUGAUGAAACACACCCCCCAAGAGACGACACAGAGAGGAGAGGUGCUCCAUGAGCUACAGGUCAAAGUGUACGCUGCCGAAAGAACCAAAGAGGACGUCACUUUGAAACUGGAUACUGCUUUGACCUCUGUCAAGAGUCUUGAAGUACGGUUAGCAGAAGAGAAGCGUGCCAAGGAGCAUUUGAAUCAAGACUACAGUGCUGCUCUGACAAAGCAUCAGGAAAAGGUGCAACAGUUCCAGCAAGAGAAGAUGAAGCUCAUAGGCGAUAUAAAGGAGCAUCAACAGAAGAUACGACAGAGUGAGCAGUUAAGGGAGGCUGUUGAGAUGGGCGUGAUCAGAGAGAGGGUAGAGUGGACUCAGAAAUAUGAGCUGGUUCAGAGGGAGCUGCUUAAUCGACUAGAGAACUCAGAGGAGGCCCACCAGAGAUCCGUUCACGAGUUGAGGGAAGUAAUGGCUGCUCAACACAAGAUUGGAGUCAAAUGGAGAGAGGAAUCAAAGACACUUGCCCAACGAUUUGAGCAAACAGUAUCGUGCUUAAAAGCUGAGCUUACCAAACACAAACAACAGGGUGAAGCGCUGACUGUACAACUUCAACAUCUGAAGUUAGAAAGAAAGGAAUUGAUCAAUCAGUUGCAGAAGAUGUCUAACACUAACUCAGUACUUCAGCAGCAGCUUGGUGAAGCGGAGGCACAGGUCGAGUCUACCAACUCUCAGAUACCAGCCCUCAUGUCAAGAGAGAAGCAUCUGCUACACGAGAGAAGGGAACUGCACAGACAACUGGACAAAGUAAAACUGAAAAUGAAUAGAAUUGGAAGUAUGGAAGGACCACAGAGUGUUACUCUUGGUUCUAGCAGUCCUAUCCGAAUGGACCACUCCCGCCCACACACCCCUCCACACUCUCACCACUAUCAUACGCCCACUCCCCACAUCUCCACAAUAAACACACAUCCGGACCCAUCUCAAUGGAACACUGCUCUCUCGGAGCUUCGUCACUCUAUCCGACAAGUACGACAAGAUCUAGGGCUGAGGUCCCAACAGGAUUGUCCUGGUGAUGACCUUCGCUUGACCUACUCGAGAGAUGAAGAGGAAACAAGUGACCGCUCGAUGUUGUCCAGGAGUGAUCUCACACAAUUACAGAACACUUCUCAUAUUAGCCUAGUUCAGUCUUAAUUAAACAAUUUUAGUGAUUGUAUAGCCAUUGAUGUCCUGUGGAAUGUUCUCAGUUAUUCAUCAGAGCAUUGUUAUAUGAAA